GCUAUCCUCCUGCUGCUACCCCUGCAGCAUCAGGCUAUCCUCCUGCUGCUACCCCUGCAGCAUCAGGCUAUCCUCCUGCUGCUACCCCUGCAGCAUCAGGCUAUCCUCCUGCUGCUACCCCUGCAGCAUCAGGCUAUCCUCCUGCUGCUACCCCUGCAGCAUCAGGCUAUCCUCCUGCUGCUACCCCUGCAGCAUCAGGCUAUUAUCCUGCUACCUCCACUGCUACAUCAGUCACUUCUCCCCCUGCCUCACAACUUGAUUUAGUCUACAUUACUCCUACAGUUAGUCACCCUGCAGCCAGUACUACUGCUGGACCGAUUUCAGUUCUUCCUGACAUGGCUCGUGUAUCCAGCCAACAGAUUCCCAUUCCCCCUGCUGAUGGUAGUGUCCAGUGGGCGCAGCCUCCACAGACCCCGACUAAUCUGCCUCACAUUCCCAUAGCAG
Messenger RNA from Pelobates cultripes (western spadefoot toad), 444 nucleotides. The record is from the annotation of a GenBank genome assembly. Lineage: Eukaryota; Metazoa; Chordata; Amphibia; Anura; Pelobatidae.